AACGCCUUGCAAGUGAGAGGACCAGCAGUAACCGCACAGGUGGUGGAGAGAUGAACUUCAGCAACAUCCAGCCUCCCUUCCUGAACCCAGUCGUCCCCUUCACUGGGUCCAUCCAGGGGGGCCUCCAGGAUGGACUUCAGAUCACUCUCAAUGGGAUUGUUCUUCACUCCGGUGGAACCAGGUUUGCUGUGAACUUGCAGAAUGGCCUCGGUGAUCAGAACAUUGCCUUCCACUUCAAUCCCCGGUUUGAAGAAGGCGGGUAUGUGGUCUGUAACACGAAAACGAAAGGAAGCUGGGGGCCAGAGGAGAGGAAUAUGCACAUGCCUUUCCAGAGGGGGAACCCCUUCCAGCUCUCCUUCCUGGUGCAGAGCAAGGAAUUCCAGGUGUCAGUGAAUGGAAACUUCUUUCUGCAGUACAUACACCGCGUGCCAUUCCACCAAGUGGAUGCUAUCUCUGUCACCGGCGCUGUGGGGCUGACCAACAUCAGCUUCCAGAAUAUCCGUACAAUCCUUAUCCAGCCUGGCUUCUCCGCGAUGCACUUUCCCCAGACAACUUGUUUCCCAUCCACGCCCAAGGGGCGCAAACCAAAACCCUCAGGCUUCUGGAAGGCCACCACCGCUCCCAUGACUCAAACGGUCAUCCACACGGUGCAGAGCGCCCCUGGACAAAUGUUCUCUAACCCUGUAAUCCCACCUGUGAUGCAGAGCGGCCCCACCUAUCCGAUACCUUACUUCACCUCCAUCCCUGGUGGGCUGUACCCCUCCAAGAGCAUCACCGUGUCAGGCAUGGUCCUGCCCAGCGCUCAGAGGUUCCACAUCAACCUGCGCUCUGGGAAUGACAUCGCCUUUCACCUGAAUCCCCGUUUCAAUGAGAACGCCGUGGUCCGAAACACGCAGGUCAAGGGCUCUUGGGGGCCUGAGGAGCGCAGCCUGCCCCAAACAAUGCCCUUCUCCAGAGGCCAGAGCUUCUUGGUGUGGAUCAUGUGUGAAAAUCAUUGCCUGAAGGUGGCCGUGAACGGCCAGCACCUGUUUGACUACUACCACCGCGUGAAUAACCUGCCCGCCAUCAACAACCUGGAAGUGGGAGGCGACAUCCAGCUGACUCACGUGCAGACCUAGGUGGGAUUUCGAUGUUUGCGAGUCUGCUCUCCAGAUCUGCCUAUCACCUCCGCCUUCCCUGUCCCUGCCCAGUCUCCGCCCCUCCCAGCCAGCCAAGGAUCUGAGGAGCCAGGUCCUUGCCUUCCCUGCUUCUGGCUGCAGCCACCCUGGAGGGGAGAAGCCCGCCGGCCGGGACUGCCUUCCUCAGCCUGGGCGGCACCCGGGGCUCCAGCUGCCCACAUCCUGACACCUGAGGAGAGGGGCAGUCUGCAGGUUGAAGCUCCAGGUUCUGUCCCCUCGGCAGAAGGGGAGGGUGCUUCCUGGACCUUCCCCAGCUGCCAGCACGGGCCUACUCCUCGUCUGCUUUGACCCCACUGCCACCCUCCUUUCCAGUCCACCUCAGGCUCAAGCCACUAGCGGGUGACUCACAUAGGAGGUGUUCUCCUCAGCUCCUCCUCUUUCUCCGACCUUUAACCUUUCCUUAUACCAUGACCAACCCUUCCCCUACACCAGGAAAGUGACCCUGAUUGACACCUGCUGGUCUCUGCCAAGAGACAGGACCUUCUUCAGCUGGAAGCUCUUCCCUUUCCCAGUGUCCUUCAAAUAAAGUGGGAAAGAAAUAUCUGCCUUGGCACA
Molecule: messenger RNA, 1733 nt
Organism: Pteronotus mesoamericanus
Lineage: Eukaryota; Metazoa; Chordata; Mammalia; Chiroptera; Mormoopidae
Gene: LGALS9
Product: galectin 9
Exons: 11
Coding region: 51-1118 (355 amino acids)
Biological process (GO): negative regulation of type II interferon production; positive regulation of gene expression; negative regulation of CD4-positive, alpha-beta T cell proliferation
Cellular component (GO): nucleus; cytosol
Molecular function (GO): carbohydrate binding; galactoside binding
Source: RefSeq, a predicted model, not a curated record